AUGUGUCAACCCGGACGAGUAUAUCGACUUGUCACCGGAGUUCUGGAACAGUACGAUCGCGAUGAGGAGCGUGGAGUCGACCGGUACUACUGCUGCUCUACCCGGCUGGUCUUGGAGGUCGACCAUGAGAUGAUGAACACGAGAUUCGCCCAGUGGGGUGGAUCCGACUCUUCGCAGGGCUAA
Messenger RNA from Penicillium waksmanii, 183 nucleotides. RefSeq lists its product as uncharacterized. The coding region runs from base 1 to 183 and encodes 60 amino acids. The transcript has a single exon. NCBI's taxonomy places the organism in Eukaryota, Fungi, Ascomycota, Eurotiomycetes, Eurotiales, Aspergillaceae. The record is from RefSeq and is a predicted model, not a curated record.